Messenger RNA from Aureobasidium subglaciale EXF-2481, 3339 nucleotides. RefSeq lists its product as uncharacterized. Gene Ontology annotation, molecular function: sodium:proton antiporter activity. Gene Ontology annotation, biological process: proton export across plasma membrane; intracellular potassium ion homeostasis; sodium ion export across plasma membrane. The transcript has a single exon. NCBI's taxonomy places the organism in Eukaryota, Fungi, Ascomycota, Dothideomycetes, Dothideales, Saccotheciaceae. Bases 1 to 3339 code for a protein of 1112 amino acids. Gene Ontology annotation, cellular component: plasma membrane. The record is from RefSeq and is a predicted model, not a curated record.
AUGGCUUGGGAACACCUCAGCAUAGACAAGCCGCACUUGGUCUACAUCAUCCUCGGCGGUUUCACCAGUCUGUUCAUGUUAUGUUCGUCCCUCAUCAAAGAAAGACUAUACAUUGGUGAAGCCACCGUCGCCACCAUUUGUGGUAUCAUCUUUGGUCCACAUGCCGCCAACCUGAUCGAUCCUCGCACAUGGGGAAACGAGGACCGCAUCACCCUGGAAUUUGCCCGUAUCGUCUUGGUUGUGCAAUGUUUUGCCGUCGGUGUCGAAUUGCCAAAGUUCUACAUGGAGCGCCAUUGGCGAUCCGUCACCUUGCUUCUUAUCCCUGUCAUGACCUUCGGAUGGCUUAUCACCAGUCUAUUCAUCUGGGCCUUGGUUCCGCCGCUCAACUGGCUCGAUAGUCUGUGUUGUGCCGCCUGUGUUACUGCCACUGACCCUGUUCUUGCUUCUUCGGUUGUUGGUAAGGGAAAGUUCGCCAAGAGAGUCCCUAAGCAUUUGAGAGAUUUGCUAUCUGCCGAGUCUGGUUGCAACGACGGUAUGGCCUUCCCCUUCCUCUACCUGGCUGUCUACAUCAUUCGUUAUCAUCACCACCCGAAUGAAGUUGCUCUCGAAUGGUUCUGCGUCUCGAUCCUGUACGAAUGUGUUUUCGGCGCCAUCUUCGGUGUGGCCAUCGGCUAUGCUGCCCGUCGUGCUGUUAGAUUUGCACACGAACGCGAUUUGAUCGAUCGUGAAUCGUUCCUGGUCUUCUAUUUCGUCCUGGCCCUGUUCUGCGCCGGUUCUGGUUCUAUCCUUGGCCUUGACGAUCUGCUUGUUGGUUUCGCUUGUGGUGUUGGCUUCAGUAACGAUGGUUGGUUUACGGAAAAGACCGAGGAAUCUCAUGUCUCCAACGUCAUUGAUUUGCUCAUCAACUUGGCCUUCUUCGUAUACUUCGGCACCAUUAUCCCUUGGGCUCAAUUCGAUGCUUCCAUCAUCGGUCUGAGUGCUUGGAGAUUGGUCGUCCUGGCGAUCUUGGUACUGUUGUUCCGACGUAUACCUAUUAUGCUUGCACUCAAACCAAUCAUUCCGGAUAUCAAGACUUGGAGAGAGGCUCUCUUUGCUGGCCAUUUCGGUCCUAUCGGUGUAGGCGCCAUCUUCGUUGCCAUCUUGGCCAGAGCAGAGCUCGAGACCGAGACCACAACUCCGCUCGCCGAGUUACCUACCACCGGCGACCAUGUUGCCCUCAUUGAGCUUAUUUGGCCUAUUACAACAUUCUUGGUCAUUACUUCGAUCCUUGUACAUGGUUCAUCGAUCGCGGUCUUUACGCUUGGAAAGCAUAUUAACACUCUUACAUUGACAAUGUCUUAUACUCAAGCCAACGACCCCUCUUGGAUGGAUCGACUACCCCGCAUCCAAUCCCGCUCAAAGAGUUCUAUGUCUGCACGUAGACCCGAUGAUACUGACGAGUCGCUCGAGGAGAAGGGCGAAUACGGAGCGGUGCCUUCUAACUUCCUUCGACGCCAGCGCGAGGAUGACGAUUCUUCGCGUCCCCAAAGCAGAAGACGUUCGCGCAAGUCCCAAUAUGGUGCUGGCGGACCUAUCAGUCAAUCUGCAAUUACGCCACAGCGUACUGAUAGUGAGAAGUUGGACGAGAGUACUUCCCGCAGCGAGUCGGAUGCUUCGCCGGGUUCUACAAAACACAAGCCACCAACUGGUCCUGCCAAGCACGAUGAUGAUGAGCCCGACCAGCCUGGUGAGCCUGAAGGCGAGGUCUACGAGGAGGGCGGCGAGACCGUCUACGAAGAUGAAGAAGGCAAUGUUCUUGCUGUUAGGAAGACCCACAAGGGCGACACUGAAGAGCAACGACAAGAACGUGAGAGAGAAGAGCUUCGUGGACUGAUGCACAAGGAAGACGUUCAUCACGGCGUCGCCCGUAGAAAGGACGAUCCUCAUACGGAGGGAGGCGAGAAUGUCAUCCACGAGUUCAAGAAGGCCGGCGAAGAAGGAGUGCAAGCAGUAGAGCAUCCUCAGAAGGAAUGGCGCAAGCAGAUGAAGAAGAUGGGUCAUCUUGGGCAUUUGCGUAAGAAGGAGGACCAUGAAGAGAAACCCUCGACCAAGCAAUCCGCCAACAAGAGAGGUCCUGCACGCGCUUACCAGUUUGGCAACACUAUCAUCGUGGAAGACGAAGACGGUGAGGUCAUCAAGAAGUACGACAUUCCAGCCCCACCAAAGAAGAACAAGCAGGGAGAAGAAGGUGGCGCAUCGACUGAGGAAUCAAAGCCUGCAGGAGCUACCAGACGAGGUCUGGCCCGCAUGGGAACUGCUUUGAGCGUCACUGGACGUAAGGCAGAUGAAGGAGAGCAGGGCGCAUCAAAGGCCAGGGAGGACAAGAGAAGGAAGAAGGCUGAGCAGGAAGCGGAAGAUGACGAACGUUUACGCUUUACCAUAGGCGCUGGCGGUCAAAGGAUGAGCAAAGCCGAGUUUGUCAGGCAAAUCUCGAGUCUCAACCCUAAGCAACGUGCUUCUAUCGUCGAAGAGAGCGAUCUCCCUGAGGCGAUCAAGAGGGAAGCAAGAGAGAAUGCCAAGAGGGGUGACUCGGACUCGAUCCCCCACCGCCUGCAGUCAAUGCCUGAGAACAGACCAGUCAGACUCCCUAGCAGGGACACUGAGGCCAGUCUCACAGGAGAGUCUCCUGCCGAGACUCGUCCAUCAGGCUUGAGCGAUAGUGCUAAGGUCAAGAGACUGCCUAGCCAUACCGACGCUCCUGCUGGACCUGAGGGUCUGACCUUGGUCGACUCCAACGAUGAGGUCGUUCCUUUCCACGGCGUGACUGGUGAUCUUCGCAGAUCAAGCGGAGCCGGUGAAACCCCAGCUGAGAAGCGACGCCGAGAAGCACGCGAACGCGCUGAUCAAUCCCGCCAAUCACCCAUCGAGGAAGACAGUGAAGAUGACGGCAGCGUAAGGGUACCUCCUUCCCGUCCCCAAGCCGAGGAACGUUACAACUCCGACCUCGAGACCGAAACUGUCGCAGAGCGUCGUCGCAGAGAAGGAGCACUUGGUAUGGCUGAGGAACCAGAGGCCGACUACUUUGCACCACGCGAUGUCAGAGUCGCCACCGGUGCUGUGCGCCCCAACAAGUCACGUAUCGACUUCGACACUGACGGUGAGACUGCUGCAGAGCGCAGGCGUAGAGAAGGCGCUCUUGGACUCAACCAAGAAGAUGACAGCGACAGCGAGGAUGAAGACAACGCGCCUCGCCAGCCGCCGACCAACAUUAGAUUCGCCGAGCCCCAAAAGCCUCAACAAGCCGCCACAUCAUCCACCAGCCCAACCAGUCGUCUGAGAUGGGGCAAAAACAGGAAGUGA